Vigna radiata var. radiata (mung bean) is the source of this 1652-nucleotide messenger RNA. RefSeq names its product probable sarcosine oxidase. Gene Ontology annotation, molecular function: flavin adenine dinucleotide binding; sarcosine oxidase activity. The transcript has 2 exons. The coding region runs from base 147 to 1328 and encodes 393 amino acids. The record is from RefSeq and is a predicted model, not a curated record. NCBI's taxonomy places the organism in Eukaryota, Viridiplantae, Streptophyta, Magnoliopsida, Fabales, Fabaceae.
AUUUGAAUGUUUGUAAUAAGGAAAAUGAUUUUCUUACAUCAUAGGAGAAAAGAGAGGAGAAUAGAAUCUACGCUCUAUAUUAAGGUAUCGACCGCCAACAACACUCUCGGUAGCAUUUUGCAGUGAGUGGGAGAGAGAGUAUCAACAUGGAAGAGUCCCAAUUUGACGUCAUAAUCGUCGGAGCUGGCGUCAUGGGCAGCGCCACUGCCUACUACGCCGCCAAACGCGGUCUCAAAACCCUUCUCCUUGAGCAAUUCGACUUCCUCCACCACUGCGGUUCUUCCCACGGUGAAUCCCGCACAAUCCGCGUCACCUACAUCCAAAAACACUACUACCCUUUAGUCAUAGAGUCUUACAAACUCUGGCAAGAGGUCGAGGCCCAAAUGGGCUACCAGGUAUACUUCAAGGCCCAACACUUCGAUAUGGGCUCCUCUCACGAUCCCACAAUCCGUUCCGUCGUUGACUACUGUCAGACUCACGCCAUCCCUUUCCAACUCCUCCGCCCCCGCCAGGUUGCGGAAAAAUUCGACGGCCGCAUCAACAUCCCGGAAGAUUGGGUGGGUGUCUCCAACGAGUAUGGUGGUGUCAUCAAGCCAAGCAAAGCCGUCGCCAUGUUCCAGACACUGGCAUACAAAAACGGCGCCGUCUUGGUGGACAAAACCAAGGUGGUGGACAUCAAGAAAAGCAAAGAGGGAGAGGGUCUUGAAGUUUUUAGUGCAAGCGGCAAGAGAUUUCGCGGUAAAAAGUGUGUGGUAACUGUGGGUGCUUGGACACAGAAAUUAGUUAAAACGGUUAACGGGGUAGAACUCCCUAUAGUGCCCGUGGAGACACACGUUUGUUACUGGAGAAUAAAAGAGGGGGAGGAGAGAAAAUUUGAAAUAGGAACCGGCUUUCCUACGUUUGCGUCUUUUGGAAACACUUAUAUUUACGGAACGCCAACAUUGGAGUUUCCGGGGUUGAUUAAGGUUGGGGUACAUGGAGGGAAUCCAUGCGACCCUGACAAGAGACCGUGGGGUCCGGCAGUGAUGAUGGAGGAGUUGAAAAAGUGGGUGGGAGAAAGGUUCUCGGGCAUGGUUGAUUCCAGUGAGCCUGUAAUAAAACAAUCUUGUAUGUACUCAAUGACACCGGAUGAGGAUUUCGUCAUUGAUUUCUUGGGUGGUGAAUUCGGAAAGGACAUAGUAAUUGGAGGUGGGUUUUCUGGUCACGGCUUCAAGAUGGCUCCGGUUAUUGGGAGGAUCUUGACGGAGCUUGCUGCCGAUGGAGAAGCCAAAAGAGUUGAUCUCAAACAUUUCACGAUUGAAAGAUUCAAGAUAACCUCAAAGAUUUAGAUAUUAGGGUUAGACUCCACUUCUAACAAUAUGGACAUGAGUACAUCUUCUGCUACAUGACAUAUCCUUUUUCUACUGGACAUCUGCUUCUUCUUGGGCUUGUACCUAGGUCGGUAUCAAAUACUUCAAAUUUGUGGGUUUUUAUUUUCUUUGUCGUCUAAGGUUGUGCUUCUUCAGUUUCAGAGGCCCAUGUUUCCUCUCUUUUUUUCCUUAGUUUUAUCCAUAUUGCCUGUUAUGUUUAGGCUUUGAUUUGAUACAUUGUUGGAACGGUGCAAAAAGAACUCACCUUCCUCCUCCUGAAUGGGUCUUUCAAGCUUUUCAAUC